AUGGAUACCCAAAAGUUUGGAUUUUUUGUUGUAAUGCUAUGCAUAUCGGUAAUGCUAGCAAACGCGGAAGAUCCUUAUCACUUUUUUGAAUGGAAGGUCACCUAUGGUACAAUGUCGCCAUUAGGUGUUCCGCAACAAGUUAUUUUGAUCAACGAUAAGUUUCCAGGGCCCGUGAUUAACUGUACAAGUAACAACAAUAUUGUUGUCAAUGUCUUUAACAAUCUUGAUGAGCCGUUCCUUCUCACGUGGAACGGUGUCCAACACCGAAAGAAUUCAUGGAUGGAUGGGACACCUGGAACCAUGUGUCCUAUCCAGCCUGGAACCAACUGGACAUAUAAGUUCCAGGUGAAGGAUCAGAUUGGUAGUUACUAUUAUUUCCCAACCACCGCCUUGCAUAGGGCGGCUGGUGGUAUUGGCAUCCUCCAGGUGCAUAGCCGACCUUUGAUCCCGGUCCCAUUUGAUAAUCCAGCUGAGGAGUUUGCGGUUGUGGUUGGAGACUGGUUCAACAAAGGUCACAAGUCUUUGAAGAACCUCCUUGAUGGUGGGAAUUCCAUUGGUAGGCCUGAUGGUGUUCACAUCAAUGGCAAGUCAGUGCAGGUUGGUGCACCGGCUGAACCAUCGUGGACCUUUGAGGCUGGAAAGACAUACAGAUUUAGAUUUUGUAACGCCGGAAUGAGAACUUCCAUAAACUUUAGGUUCCAGGACCAUGACAUGAAGCUCGUCGAGCUUGAAGGGUCUCACCUUAUGCAAAAUGACUAUAUGUCAAUGGACCUUCACGUGGGCCAGUGCUUGUCGGUAUUGGUGACUGCUGAUCAACCACCCAAAGAUUACUACUUAGUGGUGUCAAGCCGAUUCACAAAGCAGCCACAUUCCACCGUUGCCACCAUCCGGUAUGCCGGAAGCAACAUCCCUGCAAAACCAGAGCUUCCACCCCCUCCACCAGUAAGCACAGCCGGAAUCGCAUGGUCCAUAAAUCAGUUCAGAUCAUUCAGAUGGAACUUGACUGCCAGUGCAGCCCGACCUAACCCACAAGGGUCUUAUCACUAUGGACAGAUUAACAUCACCCGCACAAUCAAGAUAGUCAAUAGUCGGAACUACAUUGAUGGUAAGCUUAGGUUCGCUUUGAAUGGUGUCUCCCACAUUGACCCCAAGACUCCCCUCAAACUCUCAGAAUACUUUGGAGUAGCUGAUAAAGAGUUCAAGUAUAACAUCAUCCCAGAUGAGCCACCACCUGAUGUCGAAAAGAACGCCAAACUCGCACCAAAUGUCGUAAACGCAACAUAUCGCAACUUCGUGGAGAUUGUGUUUGAAAACCGUGAGAACACCAUCCAGACAUACCAUCUGGAUGGAUACUCAUUCUUUGCAGUAGCAAUAGAGCCAGGAAGGUGGAGCCCGGAGAAAAGGAAGAACUACAAUCUGGAAGAUGCAGUGAGCAGACACAAUGUAGCUGUGUUUCCAGGGUGUUGGGCGGCGGUCAUGACCACCCUCGAUAAUGCCGGAAUGUGGAGCUUGAGAUCAGAAAUGUGGGAGAGAUUCUAUUUGGGCCAGCAGUUGUACUUCAGUGUACUCUCACCGGAGCGUUCCUUAAGAGACGAGUAUAGUCUCCCAGACACUACACAGCUUUGCGGCAUUGUCACUACUUUACCCAAACCUGCGCCUUACGUUUAGAUUUGAUUUUCCUGUAAGUAUUAAUUAGUUUUGCGCCCAUUUUGUGUGAGGCCAAACAUACGGAUUUCGAAAUUGCAAGGGAACAUGUAGAUGAUUUUGUUGCAAUCCCUUGACCAAAUGAAAUGGGCCUUCUUCUUGUUCGAUAGUAUUAUAGUGAUUGUUAGGCAAAUCGCUAUCAAACACAGACGAGGACAGUAUAUAUCUUGUAAAUUUGUAAUCAUGCUUCGAUCAAAUCAAAUAUUUUUUUAC
Erigeron canadensis is the source of this 1917-nucleotide messenger RNA. RefSeq names its product L-ascorbate oxidase homolog. Gene Ontology annotation, molecular function: copper ion binding; oxidoreductase activity. Bases 1 to 1668 code for a protein of 555 amino acids. The record is from RefSeq and is a predicted model, not a curated record. The transcript has a single exon. NCBI's taxonomy places the organism in Eukaryota, Viridiplantae, Streptophyta, Magnoliopsida, Asterales, Asteraceae.